Pseudo-nitzschia multistriata is the source of this 2498-nucleotide messenger RNA. The record is from the annotation of a GenBank genome assembly. Lineage: Eukaryota; Bacillariophyta; Bacillariophyceae; Bacillariales; Bacillariaceae.
UCUGGUCGGCAACUGCAAGAAGGAGCGAGACCAUUGUCUCCUGGCUUGACCGGAGGAUCAACAGGGGGCGCGCGCUAAUAUUGGCGCAUUCCUGCUACAACCAUUGCACCCGACGUUAUGUGUAGUACGUUCUCCGACGACACCCUUUUUUUUUUGAGAUAUAAAAAAUGCAAGAACCUUUUACGAGGAGAUACGGUACGAUCAGCUGUAUCGGUACCAGUACUCGUACUUCCAUGUUGCACCGAUUGACAGGUAGUGUCGGAUUUCAGAGGAUCCGCACCGUACCGUACGGUGGGCACCGGUAGUGAAUGUUAACCUAGCAAGUUAUUCAAUAUCCAAAUUGUGGCAAUUUCGGACUGCCUACUUUGAGGAGGACCACAGGAGCGCUGUGCGUUUUUCGUCAGACGGAUCGAUCGUUCACAACCCGAGCACCAAGAGUCCUGRAAUCGAUAACCAGCUAGACUUAUCGUAACAACAGAACGCUGGAAGUCGUCGUCAAAUCCAUUAUGGUUAGCAAGCGAAGAAUAAGCCGAGGCAUUGCGAGCGGCAAAAAGAGGGCUAGGAAGCCCGACCAAGUGGAGAAGGAAGAUGACGAAGAAUUCCCCGAGGAGGAACAGGCUCUGACGAUCGACACUACAAAUGAAUGUGCUCCCGAUGACAACGGUGGUGAUCWCGAUGAGAGCAAUGAGGGGGACGAAGAGGAAGAAGAGGAGCGCAAAAACAAAUAUGAGGUUCGUCAACGAGUACUGGCCCGCGACGAGGACGGGAUUCUCUACUACGCAACUGUCCGACGCAAACUCUAUGGACUCAAUCAACAAAAGACAAUUUCGUGCCUGGGGAUUUUCGACAUUUCUCCGGAAGACAUAUUGGAAACCAGUGGGACCAMCAAUUCUAAAGAAGGGAAUGGAGAAGAGGGCGAGAAUGACAAAAAGACUCAGGACAGCGAGCAAUCCGAAUGGCACUAUUUUGUUCAUUACGAAGGAUGGAAGACUAUUUGGGAUCGUUGGGUUUCGGAAAAUUAUAUUUGGGAAGUCACACCGGACAACAUCGAACGAAUGAAAGAAAUUUCGAGGUCCCAUAAAGCCMUUCAACUCGAGUUCAAGGAAAAAACGAAAGCACGAAAGAUUAAAAAUGCGGGUCUCUUCCUCCAGCAGUGGAAACUGCGAUUGGAUGCUCUCAACCGCCGAUGGGAUGAGAAAGAAACCCAAACCAAUAGUGACAAUGAGAGCAAGGAGAAGGAACGCGCCAAGAAAUUGGCGGCGGCAAAGCGGCGUAGGCAGGAAGCGAAGAAAAAGAAAGGCAAAUCACCGCAAGAAGUUUUGCGCGAUCAAUCCAACCUUGCGGUCCAAUCCUGCCUCGUCAAUCGACAGGCGUCACAUAUCCAAGCCAUACCACUUUCGUUUGGACUCAAGAGAAUUUUGGUAGAAGACUGGGAAAACUUGAACAACAGUAACUAUACUGCUAAGAAGAGUGGCGAUGGGGGCGAUGCCACAGACGAAGCCAAAAACUUGGACAUGGUACACAUCCUUCCCGCUAAGGUCACGAUUCGCGAUGCCCUGAGCUUGUAUCUGAAGGAGAAAGGGAUCUCAUGGRACGGGAAUGAUAGAGAUAAAUCGAGCACAGGCAAAUCAAGAGCUGACCAAAACAGUGAAGAAAAGAGCACAGAAGUUGGUGAUGUAGCUAUGGAAAAGACUGACGAGAMGAAUCCUACGGGMUUAGAAGAGAAUUCGGAACRAAAUGUCGCGGUAGAAGAUGCUUCCGGCGUGGAUUCGGCGCACAAUGAUAUGGGAAGUAACAAUGGAAAAGGAAUGUCAGACGAGCUUGUUAAGGAAUGGACAGACAUGGCCGAAGGCAUCGUUCUAUACUUUGAACAGGCGUUGAUGACUCGUCUUUUGUACCCCUCCGAAACAUCCCAGAUUCUUGUCUUGGAAGACAAUCUUCUGGAAGGCAAAAACGAUGAAAGUACAAACAAGAGCCCUGCAAUGUUGCCACCGAAGGUAGAUAUUUACGGUUGUGAACACUUGCUUCGCCUCCUGUCUGCUCUCCCACGGAUUCUAGAUCAACAGUUGCAAGAAUCCAGAGAGAAAAAACUAGGUCRAGACCGAGUCAGAGAAAACAAGGUUGGCGUGGGAGAAGAUGGUCCGAAGACCGAAGAUUGUCCCAACGGYGACGACGAAGAUGCCGACCAGGAUGCAUUUGCCGAAAUUGGAAGUAUGAUUCUCGCCAAGCUACAGGACUUGGCGCGUUUCUUGCAAAAAAAUCAGACAACGCUCUUCGGAUCCAUGUACAGACGAAAGAAUGAACAAGAAAUCAAGCGCGAUUUGAAAAUCCAGAAGCGGCAGGAGCGUCGCCUUCGGAAUGCAAUGGCAAUGGCGACACCCCUAAACAGUGUCCAGCAAUUGGAGGACCAAGGAUCUUGCAAAGUUGAACCAACAGAUGAUGAAAACUUGCGUACGAUUGGAAAUUGAUUUCCCAUUUAAUACAGAAAAAGGCUGUGU